AUGCCUUGUGGUGACCAACUCCAGUUCCAGGGGAUCAGAGAUGGUGCCUGCUGCUCCCCACCUGACCUAGAAGUGAUGGACUCAAGGUGCAGGCUGAGACAUAUAUUUUUGGACACCGUCAAUGUUAAUGACAAAGCCCAAAGGGUGGAUGAUAACACAACAGGAGGCCAGAGGUCUCUUGACUGGCAUCUCCAGGCUCUGGAAACAAGGCACAAGCCAGCAGUGAAGAAAUCACUUUUUAAAAUGAAGGACUUGCUGCUGAUGCUGUGCCUUCUGGGAACAAGUUUUGCAGUGCCAAUAAAACAGGUAUAUCCUCAACAAGCCGCAGCAACUGGCCUGGGGAGUUUAAGCCUCGAGACCAUGAGACAGCUGGGCAAUCUGAAUGGACUGAACCUACUUUCUCAGUUCUCUCGGUUUGGUUAUGGUAAACCAUUUACCUCUUUAUGGAUGCAUGGACUCCUUCCACCUCAUUCCUCCUUCCCAUGGAUGCAGCAAAGAGAACAUGAAACCCAACAGUAUGAAUACGCUUUGCCAGUCCACCCGCCUCCUCUACCGUCCCAGCAGACACUGCAGCCCCAAAAGUCAGGCCAGAAGUCUUUCCUCCAGUCCAGUCCAGCACCUGACGCCGCCCAGCACGGGGUACCUCAGCCUCCGCUGAAUCAGGAACAAAGCCACGUGCCGCCAGAAGACAAAGGAGCGGCCCAGCAGCUGGGGCUGCCCUUGGGCAACGCAGGGAGGCCCGAGGUCUCUGCAUGGUUUCUUUAUUCCAUCAAACGCCCAGAAAAACAAAGGCGCCUCAGACAAGCCUUUAAAACAUUCAUCUUCUCACUUCGAAUCCAGCGCUACCGUUGCCUCGGCGACACUUCCCGAGAGCCUCACUCUCGUAGGACGAACCAGACCAGAGUCGCAUGCCAGGGGCAGCCCGAAAACGGAGACUACCAGAAAUGGAUUUUGCAGGUCAACUGGCGUCAUCAAGAGCUAUGCCACACGAACACUUAUUCUGUUUUCUCCUCCGUAAAGAUGUUUCCUAUGGGACGUUUGAUCUCUCAAGGACCAGAGCAAAAAACGGAGAAAGCCCCAGUUGACCCAAGAAUGUUUUACAUAUCUUAUGGAGCAAACCGAUUGAAUGCCCCAGCAAGAUUUGGCUUACUAAGCUCUGAAGAAAUGAUGGGAGGAAGAGGUACCCCUAUGGGUUAUGGAGCCAUGUUUCCAGGAAUGAGGUCUGGCUUUGGAGGGAUGCCCCCAAACCCAGCCAUGGGAGGAGACUUCACGCUUGAACAUGACCAACCAACCGGAGGCAACAAACCCCCUGGUCUAGCAGAGGGUGGUGCCCAAGACUCCCCUGGGCCUAAAGGCAAUGCAGGCAAUCUGGAGAAGCCAGCUUUCCUUCCAGAAGAAAUCCCUUGGGCUCAGGGAGGGAUCCUGUCUUUUCCUAAGGGGAGCAUUUCUAGCUUGGGUGGAGGCCCAGCUGGGCAGAUCAAGGGAUUCCUCAGAGGCACUUCACCAACCCUUGAACCAGGCAUUACUCCAGGACCAUCCGAUAUUACUGAAACCUUUGGCACUGAUAUAACUACCCCCCUGGGCAUGCUAGAGGAAGGGCCUUUGGAUAUUACUAUAGAACCAGAUACCCACCAUACAUCAGUACAAGGGAAUGAGUCCCAGCAGCCACAGAUUAUGCAAGAUGUUUGGCAUUUCCAAGAACCCUGA
Molecule: messenger RNA, 1707 nt
Organism: Gracilinanus agilis (Agile Gracile Mouse Opossum)
Lineage: Eukaryota; Metazoa; Chordata; Mammalia; Didelphimorphia; Didelphidae
Gene: AMBN
Product: ameloblastin
Exons: 14
Coding region: 1-1707 (568 amino acids)
Biological process (GO): odontogenesis of dentin-containing tooth
Molecular function (GO): structural constituent of tooth enamel
Source: RefSeq, a predicted model, not a curated record